AUGGCCUCUGGAGUCCUGGAGCUGCUACAGCUGCAGCGGAGUGAAGAAAGGGAGACAAGAACCUUACUGGGCCUCGUGGCCGCCCUUUGUAAAAUCAGCAGUGCUCACCAGGCUACUGUAGCAUUAUGUGAACCAGCCCAGGUUCCCUUUCUGCCCUCCCCUUCCACGCCCCGACUACGCCUCAGCGCCCAGCUCAGCAGUCCCGUGCCAAGGCUCCAUGGAAGCCGCCUCCUCUCGGCGGCCACCCCGGGGUCAGCCCUUCUGGGGGCCCCAGAGACCUGCCGCGGUAGCCCAGCCCCAGGCGGCAGUGGGUCCACACCCGGGGGCGCGGUCCCGCCUGGUCGGGAGCCGCCCUACUCUGUCUGCACGGUGUUGGUGGUGACUCUGCUGGCGCUGCUGAUCGCGGCCACUUUCCUGUGGAAUUUGCUGGUUCUGGUCACCAUCCUGCGCGUCCGCACCUUCCAUCGCGUGCCGCAUAACUUGGUGGCUUCGACGGCCGUUUUGGAUCUAGUGGCAGCAGUGGUGAUGCCACUCAGCCCGAUGAGGGAGCUGUCGGCCCGGCGACGGUGGCAGCUGGGCCGGAGCCUGUGCCACGUGUGGACCUGCUUCGAUGUGCAGCGCUGCGCGGCCAGCAUCUGGAACGUGGCCGCCAUCGCGCUGGACCGCUACUGGACCAUCACGCGCCACCUGCAGUGCACGCCGCGCACCCGCCGCCGCGCCUCGGCGCUGGUGAUCGCGCUCACCUGGGCGCUGGCGGCGCUCCUCGCCCUCCCGCCACUGCUCUUAGGCUGGGGCGACGCCGGGCUUCAGCGCUGCCGGGCGAGCCAGGAGCCAUCCUGCGCUGUCUUCUCCACCUGUGACGCCUUUCACCUGCCUCUCGGAGUGGUGAUAGUUGUCUACUGGAAGAUCUACAAAGCCGCCGAAUUUCACUUGGGCCGCCGGCGCCGGGCUGUGCUGCCGUUACCCGCCACCGUGGAGGUGAAGGAGGCACCUCAUGAAGCUGAGAUGGUGUUCAUAGCAGGCUGCCCAGCAACUGUGACCUUCCAGGCAAAUGUUGACUCCUGGCGGGAACAGGAGAAACGAGCCAUGAUGGUGGGGAUACUGAUUGGAGUGUUUGUGCUGUGUUGGAUCCCCUUCUUUGUGACUGAGCUCAUUAGUCCCCUCUGUGCCUCCACCCUCCCCCCCAUCUGGAAAAGUGUAUUCCUGUGGCUUGGCUACUCCAAUUCUUUCCUUAACCCCCUGAUUUACACAGCUUUUAACAAGAACUACAACAAUGCUUUCAAAAGCCUCUUUACCAGGCAGAGAUGA
Octodon degus (degu) is the source of this 1308-nucleotide messenger RNA. Its product is annotated as 5-hydroxytryptamine receptor 5B. Gene Ontology annotation, cellular component: plasma membrane; dendrite. Gene Ontology annotation, molecular function: G protein-coupled serotonin receptor activity; neurotransmitter receptor activity. Gene Ontology annotation, biological process: chemical synaptic transmission; G protein-coupled receptor signaling pathway, coupled to cyclic nucleotide second messenger. The record is from RefSeq and is a predicted model, not a curated record. Lineage: Eukaryota; Metazoa; Chordata; Mammalia; Rodentia; Octodontidae.